UCUGGUUCCACCGAAAGAUCGGGGUUGCAAGCAAUUGCUGCGGACUUGCUCACACGCUCGAUACUGCAUCAGCAUCGAUGCCUGCUACAAUCUCGGAAUCAUGUAUGAAAGAGGAUGUUCCGAUGCAGAUGGCGAGUUUGUGGUCUCUAAAGAUACAUCGAUGGCGUUGAAGUACUUCGAAGAGGCUGCUGAGAAGGAUCAUCUGAAGGCACUGCUUCAUCUGUCGGCGCUGCUCACAACCCUGGAUCCGCCCUAUUUCCGACCUGAGCAAGCAAGGCAAUUGUUGCACCGAGCUGCCGAUAGAUACUCUUCACCGGACGCCUUCAACUUGCUGGGUCAGCUCUACGAGCAUGGCCUCGGGCUGCCUGCUCCAGAUUUGGAGCAAGCCGGCACUUGGUACAAAAAGGCGGCGAGGGAAGGCCACUCCGGCGGCCUUUUCAAUCUCGCGGUGUGGUAUGAAUCGGGGAAUGAGGGCGAAGAUGGUCGCAAGCGAGCAGCGCCUUUGAUGGCAGAGCCAGGUUGCAUCAAAUGCAGAAUGAUCCGAUUGGCAGCGAAUUUUGACGUACGCAGGGGCCGCCAAAUGCCGCUGACAGAAUCGAUGGCAGUGUGUAGUUCCGAGAGUCUCCGACACCCCAACCACGAAGCCCGGGUGUUCCAACUAUCGAAAGAACUCUAGCAUGGGCGAGCAGCGUGAAAUGAUACGGCAAUAUAGGCUGCAUCGCGGCGAUUUCUAUUCCAUUUCGAAGGCUGCGCAGUUGGAUUAUCGUCACAAGUCAUCACUAUUUCUUGCGAAAGACGACCGUGGUUAUGGUCUGACCCUCACUUCCGCCAAACGUGAAGGUGGGAUGUUUGAUCCUUGCCUGGAAAACAAAGUCUGGUUGAACA
Messenger RNA from Polychytrium aggregatum, 885 nucleotides. RefSeq lists its product as uncharacterized. Lineage: Eukaryota; Fungi; Chytridiomycota; Chytridiomycetes; Polychytriales. Bases 101 to 676 code for a protein of 191 amino acids. Gene Ontology annotation, molecular function: protein binding. The transcript has 3 exons. The record is from RefSeq and is a predicted model, not a curated record.